AUAACAAUAUAUACUGGUAUUGAGAAGGGAUACGAGAAGUGGUUACUGGAGGGACCUGAUAGUGAUGACGGCAAGAUAAGUGAGAAGGAAGCUUCAAGUGAUGAAGAGUUUGAUCACUCAAUUGAUUUUGAGAACUACAAUGAUCCUGACAAAUAUUUAGUUCCAGAGGACUAUCUAAGAGACAUCAAGCCAGAGGAAAAUACUAUUGAGACCGAGGAGUUAGAGAAGAAAGAAGACAAUGAAGAGACAAAUAUGGAUGUUUGUGAAGAUAAGUUGACUUCAGGUGUAAAAAGUGAUAUCCAAGAAGACUCCCAAGAGUCUUCAAAUGAUCCUGCCGCCGAAACCCUAAUGGAUAAAAGAUCCUCUGCUAAAGAUAAAAAAUCUGGGAAACAACCUGAGGAGAAAUCCGCCAAGAAGAGAUCCGCCAAGAAGAGAUCCGCCAAGAAGGGAAAAGCUGACAGCGAGAUUAAUCCUGAAGUCCUUUUGGAUUAAUUUUGCAAAGAAACCCCUGAUUCGCCAAUGGUGGGUAAACCUGAAACAAAGAAUGGAAGUAGACAACUAGAUUGACCACUGACCAGGGAUCACACAAAAACAGAUUUUAAUAUAUUUUUACAAUUUACAUUUUCAGAUAUUUUUUGUAUUAUAUUAUGUGAAAUCAUUCGAUGAUAGGGAAAGCGUAAUGUUGAGAUGGAUGGAUAUAGUGUAAGUGAAGAAGCUCUAAGAAAUGUGGAAUCUUCUAUUAGACAAAAGCUUUAGCUUUCCAGGUUGUUGAGCUGUCUCAGUGGUACACUAAGAUUACCAGUGACUGCUCUGCGUCCUGUCUCCCUGGUACUAUCCUCUCAAGGAAUUCUUGGGUCCUCGUCUAGUCAACUAAACCUUGUAUCCUCAUCUACUAGUCUACCAACACUCAGAACAUCAUCAAAUCUUUUAAGUCAAUCUAGUCAGAUCAACCUAACAAGUCGGAUUAAUCUACCAAGUCAAAUCAACCUACAAAGUCGAAUUAACCUACCAAGUCAAAUCAACCUACCAAGUCAGAUCAACCUACCAAGUCAAAUCAACCUAUCUAGUCAAAUAAACCUACAAAAUCAGAUGAAUUCUGUCAGCCAAGAAAAAGAGAGGAAAGAGUCCGAGGUUUUGACCCUGUCUUCUGCAGGGGACGAAGUCUGAUACUACUCGGUUUCUACUGACCCGUACUCCAGUUUCCAAUCCACCUGUAGCAUCAUCUACACCAGGAGCCCCAGAUAUUAUCCGACAGCUAAACAUUGCUCGAUGCCAGGGUCUAGUUGUUCUACAGAGAUGAGGGGAUAAACAGAAAUAUUAUCUCUGUCGUUUAAACUGCUGUUUGAAAACACAAAAUGCUGAGAAGUGUACUGAUCCUAUACUUCCUAAAAACCCUGAGCGUACCCAUGUACCUGGUAACCCAUCAGAGAAAACACAGAGAUGGCCGAAAUCACGUCCAUACAGAAAGCAAUCCCGAAGACAUUAGUUGGAGGCGAAACUACGGGUUUAGUCAAUAAUAAUUAUAAAUUAUGAAAUUGUUGAACCUAAUUUAAAUAAUAAAAGUUCUCUAAUUA
This is a messenger RNA of Eurytemora carolleeae, 1574 nucleotides long. RefSeq lists its product as uncharacterized. Lineage: Eukaryota; Metazoa; Arthropoda; Copepoda; Calanoida; Temoridae. The record is from RefSeq and is a predicted model, not a curated record.